Messenger RNA from Enterobius vermicularis (human pinworm), 168 nucleotides. NCBI's taxonomy places the organism in Eukaryota, Metazoa, Nematoda, Chromadorea, Rhabditida, Oxyuridae. The record is from the annotation of a GenBank genome assembly.
AAAUGCAUGAUCGAUCAGGAAGUUCAGUCAGUUACUGCUGUUGCUCCCGAUACUAUUCCCGGUGCUGCUAAUACUGAUAAUGCUACUGAUGCUGGCGCUGAUUCUGAUGCUGAUGCUGAUGCUGAUGCUGAUGCUGAUGCUGAUGCUGAUGCUGCUGUUGCCGGCUAA